This is a messenger RNA of Fopius arisanus, 1075 nucleotides long. RefSeq names its product N-acetylneuraminate lyase. Gene Ontology annotation, biological process: N-acetylneuraminate catabolic process. Gene Ontology annotation, molecular function: N-acetylneuraminate lyase activity. The transcript is spliced from 8 exons. The record is from RefSeq and is a predicted model, not a curated record. Lineage: Eukaryota; Metazoa; Arthropoda; Insecta; Hymenoptera; Braconidae. Bases 80 to 1003 code for a protein of 307 amino acids.
UGUUCUUAUCAAUAUUUGUCAUAUUGUGGAAUUGCUCAGUCUUCAAAGAACUGCUCGGAUAGACACAACUCUCCUCAAAAUGCCGAACUUGUUGUACACCUUCAGAGGCUUUGUUGUGCCGGUAUUGACGCCGUUCACGGAUGGAUUGGGCUUAAAUUUAUCGGUAAUACCGCAGUAUGCAAAGUUUCUAGCCGACAGCGGAAUCAAAGGAAUUUUAGUCAAUGGUACGAGCGGGGAAGGCAUGUCGAUGUCUGUGGAAGAGCGAAAAAAAGUAGCUGAAUCCUGGGCGAACGCAGUAAAACAGUCAAAACAACAUCUUAUGAUUCAAGUGGGAGGUGCCCCCCUUCCGGAUGUCAUUGAACUUGCUAAGCAUGCAGAGCAAAUCAAGGCAGACGCAAUACUCUGCUUACCUGAAUUGUACUUCAAGCCAUCCAAUGCAGAAGAGUUGAUUAAUUACCUGAAAAUCGUGGGUGAUGCUGCGCCGAAGACGCCGUUACUCUAUUAUCAUAUUCCAAUGUUUUCGAAUGUGAACAUUGACAUGGGAAAAUUUUUGGAAUCGAUCGGAAAUCGAAUUCCUUCAUUCGUUGGCAUUAAAUUCACGAGUACAAAUCUCGCAGAGGGCAGUCAGGCACUACAUGCUGAUGGAGGGAAAUUCGUUAUUUUUUUGGGCAGUGAUCAGAUUAUUUCUGCUGGAUGUACUGUCGGAAUUGAUUCCUUCAUCCCAACAAGUGUCAAUAUAUUUCCUGGACAAGCCUUAGAAAUUCGGACAGCUGGAGUCGCUGGUGAUGGACUGAAAGCCAGAGAACUACAACACAAAUUAAACCAAACAAUCAUCACAAUUUCUAAACAUGGUAAUUGGGUUGUCACCAUGAAGACUGCAAUGGCCCUUUUGACACCAAUAAAUCCUGGUCCAGUGCGUCCUCCAGUUCAAAUACUAUCUCCAGAAGCAAUCAAUCUCAUGAAAAAAGAACUCCAACUACUAGGCUAUUCCAUUCGGAAUUGAUAACGAAAUAAUGUUAACAGUCUGAUAACACAACUUAUCUGAUAAAGGAAAUAAUAAAUUGAUUAACACUGA